Messenger RNA from Aspergillus mulundensis, 1233 nucleotides. RefSeq lists its product as uncharacterized. NCBI's taxonomy places the organism in Eukaryota, Fungi, Ascomycota, Eurotiomycetes, Eurotiales, Aspergillaceae. The record is from RefSeq and is a predicted model, not a curated record. The coding region runs from base 1 to 1233 and encodes 410 amino acids. The transcript is spliced from 2 exons.
AUGAUGAACAAAGUUGGCUGGCACAAUUGUUCAGGAGAAAAGAUCAAGACGGAAGUACUCAGAAAUCAUAAGGACUGGUGGGCUGCUGUCUUACCGGAGGGCUCAGAUGUCCGGGGACCUGCAGAGUUAAACCACCCACUUAAACAGCACCGACUACGUUCCACGUCGGCAACAACAUUCAAGGAUGCGGGAAUUGUCGAGAGUAUCGAAGAUCCAGCUGGUGAAUCCACUUCCGAUGAUGAAUUCGAGCCUCAAUCUUUUCUGGAUUGCGACUUUGAUCCUGAUUCCGACUAUACGCCAGACUCCGCCCCUGGCUCUGGUUGCUCGUCCGAUUUGGAAGGCAAAUGCCGCGAGACGUCAGGAAAUGAGAUACCUAUAUCCAGGAACACCCAAGACUCGGUCGACAAUGGUUUCGACGGUGCGGAAGAGAAAGAUAUUAUGAUCCAUAACCCCGAAGCGAGCAAGGCUCACGAGCCCUACAACUCUGAGUUCGAAGUUCAAAACUGGAUGAAGAAAAGACCUCACGAUGACAGCCUGCCCGAUGAGAUUUCUAUGAGUGAACGUAGAAUCAAAAGACCCUGCCAUGACUGGCAAGCGGCGGAUGUCACGGACACAAGCCUUGCAAAAGCUGCAGUUGAAGGAGUCAAAGUUCAAGAAACACGUUACCCAGACAGCCAACACCGACGACUAACCGAAGCGAUGCGAAACGCCCUUACUCAUGUCAACACUUGCCAAGAUCAGACCAAGUCAACGGCGCGUCAAGAAUCCACACACUCUCCUCCGGAUGCUGCAAUACAGAAUACACAUAUGUCAGUGGACAAUGCUCCCCAACCAGGGGCCACAAUAUAUCAGACCGGAAACGGAAGUGCUACCUCGGAGACCGGACUACAGGACAAUCGACUAUUAGGUCUUAGUGCAUCGCAGGUAAAAGACAUCUCUUCCCAGGUUCGCUAUUCGGUGACGAAUACACUUGAAGAUUACGUCUUUCGCAUUACCAGCUCGCACAAAGCCAUAGAAGAGAAGCUUGCAGCUGAGGUCCGGGAGAAAGAAGCCCUUGCAAGAACAGUGAAAGACUGCAGUCAACAUAUCCAAAAUCUGCAAGCACGGCUUGACUUUUACACUAAACGAAUGGUAACCCAGGCCCAGAAGGUAGCAAGACUAUCUAAAACGCUCAAGGAUGGCGGAGCAGGGGUUCAGGGUCAUACUGAUGCAACCGAAUUCGACGUUGCGUAG